Messenger RNA from Aspergillus alliaceus, 384 nucleotides. RefSeq lists its product as uncharacterized. The transcript has a single exon. NCBI's taxonomy places the organism in Eukaryota, Fungi, Ascomycota, Eurotiomycetes, Eurotiales, Aspergillaceae. The record is from RefSeq and is a predicted model, not a curated record. The coding region runs from base 29 to 250 and encodes 73 amino acids.
GGGCUACACGAGGCUGCGGACGGAUUUAAUGACGGGUGACUCUCUUGGGGCACUGCUAGUCAUCGCGUAUCAUGGCCUUCCAGAAUGGCCUCCGAUUCGGCUUUCACCGGGACUGGAGGAAGUUUGCUACCAAGCCAGCGUCGUGGUUGGCGGCCAUUCAAGCUGGCCAGAGUGCUUCAUUGCAACACCAAUCAUUCUUCCCGAGGCUUAUCGUUCUCCCCCGCAAAAGGUAUACUCCUCAGCCUCGUGAGCAAGGCUUUCCCCUCCAAUCUCGUAUUCGAACAUCAGUAGCGUCGCGCUAUACUGCAGGGAACAUCGGCCCUCAUGCGUACUUCCCUCAAGUUCCUGGUCGAGGCUCUGUGGCUCGUGCUGCUACCUGUCCCC